AUGGUAGACGGACGGAGAAGAGGGGCGCCUCUCAGGGCGAUGAUGUUGUUUUUCUUUUUGUUGUGCUUUGGCCGUGGAGCUUAUUGUCAAAUUCGCUAUUCUAUCGCGGAGGAGUCGAAAGAAGGUACUUAUGUGGGAGACGUAGCAAAGGAUCUGGGGUUCAGUGUGGAUAAACUGGCGGAACGAAGGUUUCGGAUUGUAUCGGGCUCUAAGGAAGGUUUUUUGCAGAUAAACCAAGACAAUGGCGUGUUGUAUGUGAACAGAAACAUCGACAGGGAGGAGCUGUGUGAGAAAAACAAUGUGUGUUUAAUCAAUAUAAAAACCAUAGCAGAAAAUCCAAUGGAAAUACAUUAUGUUGAGGUAGAAAUCACAGAUAUAAAUGAUCAUUCUCCUAAUUUCCCGGAAAAUAUAAAGCUCUUGGAAAUAGCAGAGAAUCUUGUAUCGCAGGGAACGCGCUUUCCUCUGGACGCUGCGCGGGACCCUGAUGUUGGAGGGAAUAGUCUCCGUAAGUACAGUCUCAGUCCUAACGAUCACUUCGAGUUAGAUGUUAAAACUCGCGGAGAGGAUAAAAUCCCUUUCUUGAUUUUGAAAAAGCCGCUAGACCGAGAGCAGAAGCCUGAAAUUAUGUUAGUUUUGACUGCGUUUGAUGGAGGUAAGUCAGUGAGAUCUGGCACAGUCAAUAUUACAAUAACUGUUAUUGAUGUUAAUGACAAUGCACCAGUCUUUGACCGACAGGUGUAUACGGUAACUUUAGAUGAAAAUGCUCCCUUAGGUACCUCUGUUUUGAGGGUGCACGCCACGGAUCUAGAUGAUGGCGCAAACGGACAGGUUAUAUACUCAUUUGAUAAGAGUCUUAAAAACAAAGCGUUCGAUUAUUUCGAGAUAGAUGCAGUUACAGGGGAAAUUACAAUCAAGGGAUUAGUAGACUUUGAAGAGCAGAGUGUUUACGAAAUUGAUGUGCAGGCAUCUGACAAGGGCCACUUUACUUUGACUGGUCACUGCAGUGUCGUUAUCAACGUGAAAGAUGUUAAUGACAACGCACCUGAGAUGGACGUAACGUCUCUGUCAGGCCAAGUCCCCGAGGACGCACGACCCGGUACAGCUGUAGCUCUAAUCAGUGUGUCUGACAAGGACUCUGGUGAAAACGGCUUGGUUAUAUGUACAAUCUCGGACAAAAUCCCUUUCGAAUUAAAACCGUCUUUUCAGAAAAAUAUGUAUUCUUUGAUUACUAAAAGUGGAUUGGACAGAGAGUUGGAGCCUAUGUACACAGUGACUAUAACUGCUACGGAUAAAGGAGACCCAUCAUUGUCAUCCCACAAAACUAUCACGGUCCAUAUCUCAGACGUUAACGACAACAGCCCUGUCUUUUCCCAGAGUCCAUAUACUUUUUAUGUACCUGAAAACAACGCUCCAGGCGAGUCUUUGUUUUUAUUGAGUACAUCAGAUAGAGAUCAGGAUGACAACGCUCGUGUGUCGUAUCAUAUUUGGAAAGGUGAUGGAGAUUCUCCUAUUGUAUCUUACCUAAAUAUUAAUUCUGAUGGUACCAUUUACGCGCUAAAAAGCUUUGACUUUGAAACUCUCAAAACAUUCCAGUUCCAAGUUGUAGCUACAGACUCUGGAACUCCGUCACUAAGCCGCAACGUCACAGUGAACGUGUUCAUUCUGGAUCAGAACGACAACGCUCCAGUGAUCUUGUAUCCAGUCAGCGCUAACGGUUCCGCUGAAGGUGUGGAGGAGAUUCACCGCAAUAUGAACGCAGGCCAUUUGGUGACUAAAGUGAGGGCCUAUGACGCUGAUAUAGGAUAUAACGGCUGGUUAUUAUUUUCACUGCAAGAAGUUACUGACCACAGUCUCUUUACUUUGGACCGCUAUACAGGACAGAUAAGGACACUUCGGUCAUUCACAGAGACAGACGAGGCUGAGCAUAAACUGGUCAUACUGGUAAAAGACAAUGGGAACGUUUCACUGUCAGCAACAGCUACUGUGAUUAUCAACGUUGUGGAACCCAAAGAGGCUUUUGCAGCGUCUGAUGUUAAAAGCGCAGUAAAAUACGAGGUGGAGAACAGCAUUACAUUGUAUUUGAUCAUUACUUUGGGGUCAGUUAUAGUGCUUUUUCUCAUCAGUAUCAUCGUGUUGAUUGUAAUGCAGUGCUCCAAACCCACAGACUAUUCUUCCAAGUAUUUACAAGAUGUGAAUUACGACGGGACACUGUGCCACAGCAUCCAGUACAGAUCCGGAGACAAACGGUACAUGUUAGUUGGACCCAGAAUGAGUACAGGUUCUACUAUAGUCCCGGGCAGCAACGGGAAUACUCUAGUGCUACCUGAACACAGGAGGAGAGCUUCUGGAGAGGUAAGAACUUAAAUACGUUUCUAAUUACUAACGAUUGCUGAUAGUUUGCCUGAACUUGGAAAUUGCCUACAUUAUUAUUUCAUAAUGUAUAAAUGUUGUCAAAUGUUAUGUUGUCUAGUGAAAGGAUUAGCCUAUUGGAUGAAACAUGAUCUCAUAACAUCGCUUAUCGAAGUAGCUUGCCACAGCCUCAUGCUUUCAGUACUGGCCAUUGUACAUGGCUGUGGUGCUGAAACGCUAUAAGUUAAAUGCGCUGUUUGUCUGGAGAAGGUUUGCCAAAAUGUGAUGGUGGUGUACAUGCACGUCAUGUAGCGAUCCUGUUGAUUUAUACACAUUUCCCCCAUCUUUAUUUCUGUCUGAUGUGGGACACGUCAGUAAAUGGUGCCAGGCUUUGCAUCAUGGUAUGUAGACCUCAGUAAUCUGUAUCCUUACUUUCUUCAUCCACACAAUUUAUUGAGUAAGGUUUUCUCUUUGAUAUUUACUGUGACAAAAUACCAUGAAUAAUCUUAAACUAUAGUGUAAUGUGAGGUAUAAUCACAUGGUGUCAGUACCCAACUAGAAUAACGCUCCUGUUAGACAUCCUCUUGUCAUACUUUUGAGUCCGCCCCCUUGCUGUUUUCGUAUCUUAUUCAGUCGCUAGAGGAACACAGUCGUGAGCUUCGUGGGGAGAAUACAAUCUCAAAUUUACAUUCUGAAAACACUUUUGGAUAAUGAGCUUUGGCCACAUUUGUUUAUAUAAUAUAUAGACAACUGUCACCAAUGACGGAAUAGUGGAAGUGCUCUGGAUUACUGUUAUUUAUCUUGAAAACAUGGAACAAAGAGGAUGCGGGGCAUGGUGGGAGCGACGGCAGUGGUUCGUCUUCAUAGUAGCUUUGGUUUUCUGUUGGAGCGGAGGUUCUGCACAGAUAAGAUACUCCAUCUCUGAAGAGCUUAAAGAAGGAACUGUCGUGGGGAAUAUCGCUAAGGAUUUGGGAAUAGAUCUGAACACCUUAAAGGAUAGGGGAUUUCGAAUCAUGUCUGGCUCGACCGAGCCCCUUUUCCAGGUAAACCAGAAUAACGGUAUCUUGUUUGUGAACCGAAAAAUAGACAGAGAGGAGGUGUGCGAACGGAGCAGCGUGUGUUUGAUAAACCUGAAAACCGUUCUAGAGAACCCGCUGGAGAUCCAUUAUGUCACGGUGGAGGUGUUAGAUGUUAACGACCAUUCUCCCAGCUUUCCAGAGGAAGAGAAAAGGUUAGAGAUGUCAGAAUCUGCGUUACCGGGGACCCGAUUUCAGCUGCAUGCUGCAGACGACCCAGACGGUGGCCAAUAUUCAGUUCAACAUUAUAAACUCAGUCACAAUGAUCAUUUCCGUUUGGAAGUUAAAGAUAGAGGUGAUGACCGCAAAACACCUAUUUUGGUUUUACAAAAAACACUGGAUAGGGAGGCUAUAAAAAGCCAUAAGCUAAUGCUUACAGCCCUUGACGGUGGGAAACCUCCUAGGUCUGGAGAAAUCAGAAUAAUUGUAGAUGUAUCAGAUGUCAACGAUAACGCCCCAGUCUUUACAAAGGACGUAUACUCAGUAUUGCUGAAUGAAAACGCUCCUUUAGGCACAACUGUGAUACAGGUUAAUGCCACUGAUUUGGACGAGGGUUCUAAUGGUGAAGUUAUCUAUUCUUUUGGCAAUGACGUGCAAGGGAAGGUGCGGAAACGUUUUGAUUUAGACCCGAAAACUGGUGAAAUAAUUGUAACUGGAGUUAUAGAUUUUGAAGAAAAUAAAAACUAUGAAAUUGAUAUUCAGGCAUCAGACAAGGGGGCAGCUGCUUUGACAACUGAAAAAAGUGUUAUAAUCAAAAUAGUUGACGUUAAUGACAAUGCACCUGAGAUAGAAGUGACAUCAUUUUCUAACGCAAUCCCUGAGGAUUCUAGACCAGGAACUACUGUAGCACUAAUCAGUGUUAAUGACUUGGACUCUGGUCUCAAUGGCAAAGUUCUGUGUUCUGUGAGUGAGGGCGUCCCGUUCACUCUAACGCCGUCUUUACAGGACAACAUGUACUCUGUAGUCACCAAGUCACCACUAGAUAGAGAAAAACAGUCUGAAUAUGAUCUAACAAUAGUAGCCAAAGACGCAGGGGAACCGUCCUUGUCAUCUAUAAAGGCUAUCAGCGUUGUUGUAUCAGAUGUGAAUGAUAACAGUCCAGAGUUUUCACUGAGUCCCUAUACUUUCUAUCUCACUGAGAAUAACGACCCAGGAGGGUCAGUAUUUUCCAGUGACUGCCUCAGAUUGUGACAUAAAUGAAAACGCGCUUAUUUCAUAUCAUAUUGUCAGAGACGGUGGCGAAGAGAACAAAUGGGCGUCUUUUCUGAACAUGAAUCCUGAAAAUGGGAACAUAUUGGCGCUAAAAAGCUUUGACUUUGAAAUCCUCAAAACGUUCCAAUUCCAAGUUGUAGCUACAGACUCUGGAACUCCCUCACAAUGCAGCAACGUCACAGUGAAGGUGUUCAUUCUGGAUCAGAACGACAACGCUCCAGUGAUCUUGUAUCCAGUCAGCCCUAACGGUUCUGCUGGUGUGGAGGAGAUUCCCCGCAAUGUGAAUGCAGGCCAUUUGGUGACUAAAGUGAGAUCAUAUGACGCCGAUAUAGGAUAUAACGGCUGGUUAUUAUUUUCACUGCAGGAAGUUACUGACCACAGUCUCUUUGCUUUGGACCGCUAUACAGGACAGAUAAGGACACUUCGGUCAUUCACAGAGACAGACGAGGCUGAGCAUAAACUGGUCAUACUGGUAAAAGACAAUGGGAACGUUUCUCUUUCGGCAACAGCUACUGUGAUUAUCAACGUUGUGGAACCUAAAGAGGCUUUUGCAGCUUCUGAUGUUAAAAGCUCAGUAAAAGACGAGGAGGAGAACAGCGUUACAUUUUAUUUGAUCAUUACUUUGGGGUCAGUUUCAACGCUUUUUCUCAUCAGUAUCAUCGUGUUGAUUGUAAUGCAGUGCUCCAAACCCACAGACUAUUCAUCCAAGUAUUUACAAGAUGUGAAUUACGACGGGACACUGUGCCACAGCAUCCAGUACAGAUCCGGAGACAAACGGUACAUGUUAGUUGGACCCAGAAUGAGUACAGGUUCUACUAUAGUCUCAGGCAGCAACGGGAAUACUUUAGUGGUCCCCCCAGAACACAGAAGGAGAGCUUCUGGAGAGGUAAGAAGUUAAAUUAUAUUCUAAUUACUAACUGUUUGCUGGUGCUGUCCCUGAGCUUGGAAAUUGUAUAUGUUAUUAUUUCAUAGUGUAUAAAUGUGUCAAAUAACUCAAUGUGGUCACAUCCCAUGGCUCUUAUCGUAAGAGUACUGUUAACCCCGGUGUCCUGGCUAAAUUCCCAAUAUGACCCUUAAACCAUAGGGGUCACCUAAUCAUCCCCAGCUUCCAAUUGUCUUAUCAUCCUUCUUCCGCUCCCCUGUAUCAAUUCCCCAGGUCGUUGCUGUCAAUGAGAAUGUGUUCUCAGUCAACUUACCUGGUAAAAUAAACGUAAAAUAAAAACAAUUAUGGCAACAUGCUAUCAUAGGAAAACGUCAUCCUGGAACAAAAAGUUCAAAUGUGCAGUCAAUGGGAACAGAUGAGUGUCACAGUGUUUGUUUUCCUCAGUACAGUCAAUGGGAAAAUGUGUCUUAUUGAUAUACAAUUAAAUUGGUUGAGGCUUAUUUUUUCCCAUUGACUGCUAUGUUUUGAUAUAAGCUUCAUCCCUGUGACACUCAUCUUUUCACAUUGAUUGCAAUGUAUUGACAUAAAUGUCAACCAUGUGGCACUCAGCUUUUUCCAUUGACUACAAUGUAUUUAAAAAAAUGUCAACCCUGUGAGACUCAUCUUUUCCCAUUGACUGCAAUAUAUUGAGAAAAAAACAUCCUGUGACACUCAUCUUUUCCUAUUGACUGCAAUGUACUGAGAAAAACAUCAACCCUGGGGCACUCAUAUUUUCCAUUUGAUGAAAAUGUGCUGGGAAAAAAUCGACCUUGUGACACUCAUAUUUUCCCAUUGACUGCAAUGUACUGAGAAAAACCUGAACCCUGGGACACUCAUAUUUUCCAAUUGAUGGCAAUGUGCUGAGAAAAACAUCAACCUUGUGACACAUCUUUUCCCAUUGACUGCAAUGUAUUGAGAAAAGCGUCAACCAUGUGACAAUCAUCUAUUCCCAUUGACUGCAAUGUAUUGAGAUAAACAUCAACCCUCUGACACUUAUAUUUUCCUAUUGACUGCUAUAUACUUAGAAAAACGUCAACCCUGUGACUAAUCUUUUCCCAUUGACUGCAAUGUACUGAGAAAAAUGUCAACCCUGUGACACACAUCUUUUCCCAUUGACUGCAAUGUAUUGAGAAAAACUUCAGCUGCCCUGGCAGUUUAGCUUUUUGUAAAAACGUGCCAUGAUGAUGUUUUCAGGCUGAUAAUGGGCUGAAAAUGUUAUGUUGUCGAUUAAGAGGGUUAUCCUAAAGCCAUAUAUAUAGAGACUUAGGCCAAUGCGGUUGAACGUUCCGAGAGCUCCACUUUCUCCUCCAUAGAUGCGGUUAAGGCAUCAAUGGAAUGCAGACCUAUCCAUUGACAAGAUUGGCAUACAUUCAACAAAUCUGAUCUAACAAAGUAGAUAUUCCUAAAAUCCGUCAUGAUUUAUGUAUUGUAAUAGGCCCACAAUGUGGUUACUUAAGUCCGAUAUGGAUAUAUUUAUCUGUUUUCGCUGCACAACAUUUAUAAGUCCUCCCUUUUCAGGUUUAGAAGAAGUGACUGCUAAAUGCUAACUCCCGUUCGUGUAUGCUGGUUAGCAUGGCAAUUCCCCAACCGUUUCCAUGGCAAUUCCAUUGUUUUGGUCGUGUUCAAUUGACCUCUUUACCACAUCUUUAACGUUGCUAAGUGAUAAUUGACACUUCCGUGUUGUGUUGUUCAUUUCUGAUAGUUUUCUAAACCUAUGAAGAUGUCCACUGAAAGCAGAUAUGCAAUUUGUUAACACUACAACACAGUAAAGACUUGGAUACACAUUAUCCCAAAUGCUGAUCAAUAAAAACGUCUGUUAAAUUCGCUGCAAUGUUUUGCGUGUUUACAGCGGGUCAUUGUUACAUCACCAAUAUUUCAAGAAUAAAGUUCGAUAUGGGUGCUAACAUGGCAGCCGUUCUAAAACCUGGGCUUCGGAAAGUUUUCAGAUCCCUUGACUUUUUCCACAUUUUGUUACAUUACAGACGCAUUCUAAAAUGGAUUAAAUAAAUACAAAUCCUCAGCAAUCUACACACAAUACCCCAUAAUGACAAAGUGAUAACAGGUUUUUAGAUUUUUUUGCAAAUUUAUAAAAAAACAAAAACACAAAUACCUUACACACAUAAGUAUUCAGACCCUUUGCAAUGAGACUCGAAAUUGAGCUCAGGUGCAUCCUGUUUCCAUUGAUCAUCCUUGAGAUGUUUCUACAACUUCAUUGGAGUCUACCUGUGGUAAAUUCAAUUGAUUGGACAUCAUUUGGAAAGGCACACACCUGUCUAUAUAAGGUCCCACAGUUGACAGUGCAUGUCAGAGCAAAAACCAAGCCAUGAGGUCAAAGGAAUUGUCCGUAGAGCUCCGAGACAGAAUUGCGUCGAGGCACAGAUCUGAGGAAGGGUACCAAAACAUGUCUGCAGCAUUGAAGGUCAAAUGACAGCCCGGUUGGAGUUUCCCAAAAGGCACCUAAAGACUCUCAGACCAUGAGAAACAAGAUUCUCGAAUCUGAUGAAACCAAGAUUGAACUCUUUGGCCUGAAUGCCAAGCGACACUUCUGGAGGAAAUCUGGCACCAUCCCUACGGUGAAGCAUGGUGGUGGCAGCUUCAUGCUGUGGGGAUGUUUUUCAGUGGCAGGGACUGGGAGACUAGUCAGGAUCGAGGGAAAGAGGAACGGAGAAAAGAACAGAGAGAUCCUUGAUGAAAACCUGCUCCAGAGCGCUCAGGACCUCAGACUGGGGCGAAGGUUCACCUUCCAACAAGACAACGACCCUAAGUACACAGCCAAGACAACGCAGGAGUGGCUUUGGGACAAGUCUCUGAAUGUCCUUGAGUGGCCCAGCCAGAGCCCGGGCUUGAACCUGAUCGAACAUCUCUGGAGAGACCUGAAAAUAGCUGUGCAGCAACGCUCCCCAUCCAACCUGACAGAGCUUGAGAGGAUCUGCAGAGAAGAAUGGGAGAAACUCCCCAAAUACAUGUGUGCCAAGCUUGUAGCGUCAUACCCAAGAAGUCUCGAGGCUGUAAUCUCUGCCAAAGGUGCUUCAACACAGUAUUGAGUAAAGGGUCUGAAUACUUAUGUAAAUAUGAUAUUUUCGUUUUUAUUUUUAACAAAUUAGUAAAACAUUCUGAAAACCUGUUUUUGCUUUGUCAUUAUGGGGUAUUGUGUGUAGAUUGAUGAGGAAAAAAACGAUUUAAUCAAUUUUAGAAUAAGGCUGUAGCGUAACAAAAUGUGGUAAAAGUCAAGGGGUCUGAAUACUUUCCGAAGGCACUGUGGGUUAGCAUAUUACAUUGAAAAUCAUGAAAGUAGCUAGCCGGCUCAUUUGCAGCCAUAGCUUUCACCACUGUUCGCAGUCCACUACCAUAGUGCUGAAAUGCUGUUUAUUUCAAUGCGCUGUUUGUCUGGUGAAGGUUUGCCAAAAAGUGAUGACAUGUAGGCCUACAUGCACUUCAAGUAACUAUGCUCUUCAUUUAUAUAAAUAUUUCUCAAUAUUUAUUUCAGUCGGGGUGAGACAAUUGAUGCAUACUUCAGGCUAUGCGUCAUGGUUUGUAGACCUCAGUUAACUGUAUCCGGACUUUCUUAAUCCUCACAACUUUUUCAGUAAGGUUUUCUUCGAUAUGUAUUUUUUCUAAAUACCUGAAUAAUCGUUUAAACGAUAGUGCAUUCUGAGAUAGAAUCGCAUGGUGUCAGUACCCAACUAGAAUAACGCUCCUGGUAGACAUCCUCUCGUCAUACUUUUGAGUCCAACCCCUUGCUGGUUUCGUAGCUUAUUCAGUCGCUGGAAUGACACAGACGUGAGCUUCGUGGGGAGAAUAAGAUUUACAUUUUAUAUUCUGAAAACACUAUUGGAUAAUGUGCUUUGGUCAUAUCGGAAUAUAAUGGAUAGACAACUGUCACCAAUGAAGGAAUAGUGGAAGUGCUGUGGAUUGUUGUUAUUGAUCUUGAAAACAUGGAACAAAGAGGAUGCGGGGCAUGGUGGGAGCAACGGCAGUGGGUCGCCUUCAUGGUUGCUUUGGUUCUCUUUUGGAGCGGGACUUCAGCUCAGUUAAGAUACUCCAUCUAUGAAGAGCUUAAGGACGGAACUGUCGUUGGGAAUAUAGCUAAGGAUUUGGGAAUAGAUCUAAGCACAUUGAAGGAAAGGGGAUUUCGAAUCGUAUCUGGCUCGACUGAACCCCUUUUCCAGGUGAACCAGAAUGACGGCAUCUUGUAUGUGAACCGAAAAAUAGACAGAGAGGAGGUGUGUGAACGGAGCAGCGUGUGUUUGAUAAACCUGAAAACCGUUCUAGAGAACCCGCUGGAGAUCCAUUAUGUUGCGGUGGAGGUGUUAGAUGUGAACGACCAUUCUCCCAGCUUUCCAGAGAAAGAGAAACUGUUAGAGAUAUCAGAGUCUGCGGUACCUGGGGCUCGAUUUCAGCUUAAUGCUGCUCAUGAUCGAGAUGGAGGCAUUUAUUCUAUUCAGCAGUAUAAACUCAGCCCCAAUGAUCAUUUUCGUUUGGAAGUUAAAGAUCGAAGUGAGGACCGCAAAACCCCUACUUUGAUUUUACAGAAGGCGUUAGAUAGAGAGGCCAUAAGGAGCCAUGGAUUACUGCUCACAGCUAUUGAUGGAGGUAAACCUCCUAAAUCUGGAGACAUGAGAAUAACUGUAGAUGUAUUAGAUGUAAACGAUAACACCCCUGUCUUUACUAAGGAAGUAUACUCUGUAUUGCUGAAGGAAAAUUCCCCUUUAGGCACAACAGUCAUACAGAUAAACGCGACUGAUUUGGACGAAGGUUCAAAUGGUGAAAUAAUGUAUUCUUUUGCCAACGACGUGGGCGGUAGGGUACGGAAACGUUUUGAUUUAGACCCAAUUACGGGGGAAAUAAUUGUAAAGGGUGUUAUUAAUUUCGAGGAAAAUAACAGCUUUGAAAUUGAUAUUCAGGCAUCAGACAAGGGGACAGCUCCUUUGACAACUGACAAAACUAUUAUUAUCAAUGUAAUUGACGUUAAUGACAAUGCACCUGAGAUUGAAGUGACAUCAUUUUCUAACGCAAUCCCUGAGAAUUCCAAACCUGGAACUACUGUAGCACUGAUCAGUGUUAAUGAUUUGGACUCUGGUCUCAAUGGCAAAGUUCUUUGCUCGCUACUUGAAGAUUUACCUUUCAAACUAAUUCCCUCUUUACAAGACAACAUGUUUUCUGUAGUGACCAAGUCACCACUCGAUAGAGAGAAACAGUCUGAAUAUGAUCUAACAAUAGUAGCCAAAGACGCAGGGGAACCAUCCUUGUCAUCUAUAAAGACUAUCCGCGUUGUUGUAUCAGAUGUGAAUGAUAACAGUCCAGAGUUUUCACUGAGUCCCUAUACUUUCUAUGUCGCUGAGAAUAACGACCCAGGAGGGUCAGUAUUUUCAGUGACUGCCUCAGAUCGUGACAUGAAUGAAAACGCUCUUAUUUCAUAUCAUAUUUUGAGAGAUGGUGGCGAGGAGAACAAAUGGGCAUCUUUUCUGAACAUGAAUCCUGAAAAUGGGAACAUUUUGGCGCUAAAAAGCUUUGACUUUGAAACUCUCAAAACAUUCCAAUUCCAAGUUGUAGCUACAGACUCUGGAACUCCGUCACUAAGCAGCAACGUCACAGUCAACGUGUUCAUUCUGGAUCAGAACGACAACGCUCCAGUGAUCUUGUAUCCAGUCAGUGGUAACGGUUCCGCUGAAGGUGUGGAGGAGAUUCCCCGCAAUGUGAAUGCAGGCCAUUUGGUGACUAAAGUGAGAGCCUAUGACGCUGAUAUAGGAUAUAACGGCUGGUUAUUAUUUUCAUUGCAGGAAGUUACUGACCACAGUCUCUUUGCUUUGGACCGCUAUACAGGGCAGAUAAGGACACUUCGGUCAUUCACAGAGACAGACGAGGCUGAGCAUAAACUGGUCAUACUGGUAAAAGACAAUGGGAACGUUUCACUGUCAGCAACAGCUACAGUGAUUUUCACCGUUGUGGAACCCAAAGAGGCUUUUGCAGCUUCCGAUGUUAAAAGAGCAGUUAAAGACGAGGAGGAGAACAGCAUUACAUUUUAUUUGAUAAUUACUUUGGGGUCAGUUUCAGCGCUUUUUCUCAUCAGUAUCAUCGUGUUGAUUGUAAUGCAGUGCUCCAAACCCACAGACUAUUCCUCCAAGUAUUUACAAGACGUGAAUUACGACGGGACACUGUGCCACAGCAUCCAGUACAGAUCCGGAGACAAACGGUACAUGUUAGUUGGACCCAGAAUGAGUACAGGUUCUACUAUAGUCCCGGGCAGCAAAGGAAAUACUCUAGUGCUACCCGACCACAGAAGAGCUUCUGGAGAGGUAAGAAGUUGAAACUAACAUUUAUUCCUAAUUAUCCUGUACACAGUGUUGACCAUUCACGUAGCCUAGUGCUGAUAGUGGACAGUAUGUGUUACAGAGUUAGGCACGUACCGUAAGCUCACUCCACAGCUAGCUUGAAAUGUUCCAGACAUAGCCAUCCAAUUGGUAGAGUACCUUUUGGGUUUCUCAACCCAUUGGAACGUUGAUAAUGAGAGCGGUCACGUGUGUUGCGAAGCAGAGGACUACUGGUUCGAGCCCAGUACGUGGCAGUCGAAAGUGGAGGAAACUAAGCUGUUAGCAGCACACUGACCCUCGUUACAUCCCACUGGGCACAGACGUUAAUUCAAAUUCUAUUCCACGUUGGUUCAACGUAAUGCCAUUAAAACUACGUGGAUUCAACCAGUGGGAUAUGCUUGAGUUGUAAAAUUACAUGGACUAUUCUCAUUGCUUUUGGAAGUAUUUCAGGUUAUUAUUUCAUUGACCAAAAUGGUAGUGUGAAUUUGUAAAUGGUGUUUUUGGCAGCAGUAAGAGGUUUGUUGGCUGUCACAUGAUCUCACACCAGAAGUAGCAGGCUCAUAUACCAGCCAAUUUACCUUCCACGCCUCGCUGGUCGCUGUCCACGACAGUGGUGCUGAAAUGUUGUGCUGUUCAACACGCUAUUGGCGUUGGGUAUUUUUGCCAAAAAGGAAUAACAUACAAACGCAAGCAAUGUAGCUAUCCUCUUUUUAAAAAUGAAUCUUCCUUAUUACUUAUGGGGCACUUGUUGCAUUCAUGAGUAACGCUUUAGUUGUUCUUCUGAAGACAUGGUUUGUCAUGGUUAUCCUGAUUUUAUGUAUCCAUUUAUCUGUUGCAGUAACCUAUUGUCUGAUAUUUGUUAUGUGUCAAGACAACGUUCAGUAUUGAAAUAGAAACAUUAAUAAACUUGAACGAUAGUGCAAUGUCAGGUAGAAUCGCAAGGUGUCAGUACCCAACCAGAAUAAUGCUCCUUACAGAUACAAUUGACUUCAUGCUUUUCAGUCCGCCCCCUUGUUGGUUUCGUUGCUUAUUCAAUCCCUCUGCGAGGAGCAGUCAUGCAACAUCGAGGAGAGAAUAAUAUCUCAAACUGACAUUCUUAAUGCAUUAUUGGAUAAUGAACAGUGAUCCUAUUCGGAAUGUAAUGAUAGAAAGGUCUUACCAAUAGAGGAAUAGCAGAAUUUUGUGGAUUAUUGUUAUUCAUCUAGAAAACAUGGAACAAAGAGGAUGUAGGGCAUGGCUGGAGCGACGGCAGUGGGUCGCCUUCAUGGUUGCUUUGGUUCUCUUUUGGAGUGGAGCGUCUGCUCAGAUAAGAUACUCCAUCUCUGAAGAGCUUAGCGAAGGAACUGUCGUUGGGAAUAUAGCUAAAGAUGUGGGAAUAGAUCUGAGCACCUUGAAGGAUAGGGGAUUCCGAAUCGUGUCUGGCUCGACCGAGCCCCUUUUCCAGGUAAACCAGAAUAACGGCAUAUUGUAUGUGAACCGAAAAAUAGACCGAGAGGAUGUGUGUGAACGGAGCAGCGUGUGUAUGAUCAACCUGAAAACCGUUCUAGAGAACCCGCUGGAGAUCCAUUAUGUCUCGGUGGAGGUGUUAGAUGUUAACGAUCAUUCUCCCAGCUUUCCCGAGACAGAGAAACGGUUAGAGAUUUCAGAGUCCGUGUUACCAGGCGUGAGAUUUCAGCUACAAGCUGCACUCGACCCAGAUAGCGGACAAUACUCUGUUCAACAAUAUAAACUCAGUCAUAAUGAGCAUUUUCGUUUGGAAAUUAAGGACCGAGGCAAGGAUGCGAAAACUCCUGUUUUGAAUCUACUGAAGCCGCUAGAUAGAGAGAAUACAAGGAGCCAUAGAUUACUACUUACGGCCAUUGAUGGCGGAAAACCUCCAAGGUCUGGGACUAUAGAAAUAAUUGUAGACGUUUUAGAUGUAAAUGAUAAUAUGCCUGUUUUCACUGAAGAGUCAUACACUGUAAAACUGAACGAAAAUUCUCCCAUUGGCACAAAAGUUGUACAGGUAAACGCUACGGAUUUAGACGAAGGUUCAAAUGGUGAGGUAAUUUACUCCUUUGGUAAUAAUGUGAAUAGGAAAUUACGUGAGCUUUUCGAUGUGGAUAUCAACACCGGUGAAAUAACUGUAAAAGGAGGGAUAGAUUUUGAGAUGGAAGACAGCUACGACAUUGAUAUACAGGCAUCUGACAAGGGACCUGCUCCUUUUAAAACGGACAAAAGUGUAAUUGUAAAUAUUGUUGACCUGAACGACAAUGCACCAGAGAUAGAGGUGACAUCAUUUUCUAACGCAAUCCCCGAAGAUUCUAGACCCGGAACCACAGUCGCACUAAUCAGUGUUAAUGACUUGGACUCUGGUCUCAAUGGAAAAGUUAUGUGUUCUAUAAGUGAGGGCGUCCCGUUCACUCUAACGCCAUCUUUACAGGACAACAUGUACUCUGUAGUCACCAAGUCACCACUAGAUAGAGAAAAACAGUCUGACUAUGAUCUAACAAUAGUAGCCAAAGACGCAGGGGAACCGUCCUUGUCAUCUAUAAAGACUAUCCGCGUUGUUGUAUCAGAUGUGAAUGAUAACAGUCCAGAGUUUUCACUGAGUCCCUAUACUUUCUAUGUCACUGAGAAUAACGACCCAGGCACCUCAAUAUUUUCCGUGAGUGCCUCAGACCGUGACAUGAAUGAAAACGCGCUUAUUUCAUAUCAUAUUCCGAGAGACAGUGGCGAGGAGAACAAAUGGGCAUCUUUUCUAAACAUAAAUUCAGAAAAUGGGAACAUAUUGGCGCUAAAAAGCUUUGACUUUGAAACUUUAAAAAACUUCAAAUUCCAAGUUGUAGCUACAGACUCUGGAACUCCAUCACUAAGCACUAACGUCACAGUGAAUGUGUUCAUUCUGGAUCAGAACGACAACGCUCCAGUGAUCUUGUAUCCAGUCAGCGCUAACGGUUCAGCUGAAGAUCUGGAGGAGAUUCCCCGCAAUGUGAAUGCAGGCCAUUUGGUGACUAAAGUGAGAGCCUAUGACGCUGAUAUAGGAUAUAACGGCUGGUUAUUAUUUUCACUGCAGGAAGUUACUGACCACAGUCUCUUUGCUUUGGACCGCUAUACAGGACAGAUAAGGACACUUCGGUCAUUCACAGAGACAGACGAGGCUGAGCAUAAACUGGUCAUACUGGUAAAAGACAAUGGGAACGUUUCACUUUCAGCAACAGCUACUGUGAUUAUCAACGUCGUGGAGCCCAAAGAGGCUUUUGCAGCUUCUGAUGUUAAAAGCUCAGUAAAAGACGAGGAGGAGAACAGCGUUACAUUUUAUUUGAUCAUUACUUUGGGGUCAGUUUCAGCGCUUUUUCUCAUCAGUAUCGUCGUGUUGAUUGUAAUGCAGUGCUCCAAACCCACAGACUAUUCAUCCAAGUAUUUACAAGACGUGAAUUACGACGGGACACUGUGCCACAGCAUCCAGUACAGAUCCGGGGACAAAAGGUACAUGUUAGUUGGACCCAGAAUGAGUACAGGUUCUACUAUAGUCCCGGGCAGCAAUGGGAAUACUCUAGUGCUACCUGAACACAGGAGGAGAGCUUCUGGAGAGGUAAGACGUUGAAAAAUAUCCUAUAUUCCACAAACGUAUUGUGCCCAGCAUUGACCAUUGACAUUAACAUUAACAGUUCAGGCCAAUAUUUCAUUGACCAAAAUGGUUAUGUGAGUGUGUCAAGAAUGUUGUUUUUGAGUCAGAGGGUUGUUUGCAGUAACUUUAUCUCACACCUGAUCUAAUUUACAGCCGCUUCUGGCUGGUCGCUGUCCUUGACAGUGGGGCUGAAACGUUGUGCAAUGAGUAUUUGCCAAAAAGUGAUGACAAAAACGCACGUAAAGUUAACGCAUCAUACAAAAGCCUUCAUCUUUAUUUUUAUAAAUAUUUCUCGAUCGUAUAUACUUGUGGACACUUGCUGCAUUCUUGAGUAAUUAUUUAGUUAUUGUAAAUACAUUAUGAUUUGAUUUAAUAUGUAUCCAUAAUUCCUACAACUUUUGCAGUAACGUUUUCUCUCGUAUGUAUUGAGUCAAGAUUGCAUUCAAUAUAGGACAAAUACAAUUUAAAGUUUUAAAUGACAGUGUAAUUUGAUGUAGAAUCACAUGGUGUCAGUAACCAUCUAGAGUAACACUUCUGGUAGAUAUCUUCUCGUCAUAGUUUUGAACCCUCCCCUUUGCUGGUUUGGUAGCUUAUUCAGUCGCUGAAGGAUACAGUCGUCCAGCAUCGUGGACAGAAUAGGAUCUGAAAUGUAUAUGAAUAAAACUAGUGUUGGCUUAUUAGUUUUGGUAUUUGGCUAAUAUAUUGGAUAGACAAGUGUAACCAAUGGAGGAAUAGUGGAAGUGCUGUGGAUUAUUGUUAUUUAUCUAGAAAACAUGGAACAAAGAGGACGCGGGGCAUGGUGGGAGCGACGGCAGUGGGUCGCCUUCAUGGUUGCUUUGGUUCUCUUUUGGAGCGGGGCUUCUGCUCAGAUAAGAUACUCCAUCUCUGAAGAGCUUAGCGAAGGCACUGUCGUGGGGAAUAUAGCUAAGGAUUUGGGAAUAGAGCUGAGCACAUUGAAGAAUAGGGGAUUUCGAAUCGUGUCUGGCUCGACCGAGCCCCUUUUCCAGGUAAACCAGAAUGAAGGCAUCUUGUAUGUGAACCGAAAAAUAGACCGAGAGGAGGUGUGCGAACGGAGCAGCGUGUGUUUAAUCAACCUGAAAACCGUUCUAGAGAACCCGCUGGAGAUCCAUUAUGUUGCGGUGGAGGUGUUAGAUGUUAACGACCAUUCUCCCAGCUUUUCAGAGAAAGAGAAACGGUUAGAGAUUUCAGAAUCUGCAUUACCGGGAGCGCGAUUUCAGCUACAAGCAGCGCGCGACCCAGACAGUGGCCAAUUCUCCGUUCAACAAUAUAAACUCAGUCACAAUGACCAUUUUCGUAUAGAAGUGAAAGAUAGAGGUGAAGACCGUAAAAUGCCGUUUUUAAUUUUACAGAAACAGUUAGACAGGGAAGCUACUAGGAACCAUAUGUUAUUGUUUGCAGCCAUGGAUGGAGGAAAACCAGUGCGGUCUGGCACAAGCGAAAUAAAGAUUGAGGUAUUGGAUGUUAAUGACAAUUCCCCGAUUUUUACUAAAGACGUGUACUCUGUAAGGCUUAGUGAAAAUGCUCCUGUCGGUGCAACUGUCAUUCAGGUAAACGCAACCGAUUUAGAUGAAGGUGCAAACGGUGAAGUUAGAUAUUCAUUUGGCAAUGAAGUAGAUAGAAAGGUACGUGAGCUUUUUGUUUUGGAUUCGAUUACUGGUGAAAUAACAGUCAAAGGUGUGAUAGAUUAUGAGGAAAAUAAUAUAUAUGAGAUUGAUAUACAAGCAUCAGACCAAGGACUUGCUCCCCUUACAACCGACAAAAGCGUCAUAGUAAAGAUUGUUGAUGUCAACGACAAUGCGCCUGAGAUUGAGGCGACAUCCUUUUCGAAUGCAAUACCCGAGGAUUCUAGACCCGGAACCACAGUUGCACUAAUCAGUGUCAAUGAUUUGGACUCUGGUCUCAAUGGCAAAGUUAUUUGUUUGCUACUUGAAGAUUUACCUUUCAAACUAAUGCCAUCUUUACAAGAUAACAUGUAUUCGGUUAUCACCAAGUCACAACUGGAUAGAGAGAAACAAUCUGAAUAUGAUUUAACAAUAGUUGCCAAAGACGCAGGGGAACCUUCCUUGUCAUCUAUAAAGACUAUCAGCGUUUUUGUAUCAGAUGUGAAUGAUAACAGUCCAGAGUUUUCACAGAGUCCCUAUACUUUCUAUGUCACUGAGAAUAACGACCCAGGAGGCUCAGUAUUUUCCGUGAGUGCGUCAGAUCGUGACAUAAAUGAAAACGCAGUUAUUUCAUAUCAUAUUCUGAGAGACAGUGGUGAGGAGAACAAAUGGGCAUCUUUUCUUAAUAUUAAUUCUGAAAAUGGGAACAUAUUGGCGCUAAAAAGCUUUGACUUUGAAACUUUAAAAACGUUCCAAUUCCAAGUUGUAGCUACAGACUCUGGAACUCCACCACUAAGCAGCAACGUCACAGUAAACGUGUUCAUUCUGGAUCAGAACGACAACGCUCCAGUGAUCUUGUAUCCAGUCAGCACGAACGGUUCCGCUGAAGGUGUGGAGGAGAUUUCGCGCAAUGUGAAGGCAGGCCAUUUGGUGACUAAAGUGAGAGCCUAUGACGCUGAUAUAGGAUAUAACGGCUGGUUAUUAUUUUCACUGCAGGAAGUUACUGACCACAGUCUCUUUGCUUUGGACCGCUAUACAGGACAGAUAAGGACACUUCGGUCAUUCACAGAGACAGACGAGGCUGAGCAUAAACUGGUCAUACUGGUAAAAGACAAUGGGAACGUUUCACUGUCAGCAACAGCUACUCUUAUUAUCAACGUUGUGGAGCCCAAAGAGGCUUUUGCAGCUUCUGAUGUUACAAGUUCAGUAAAAGACGAGGACGAGAAUUUCGUUACAUUUUAUUUGAUCAUUACUUUGGGGUCAGUUUCAACGCUUUUUCUCAUCAGUAUCAUCGUGUUGAUUGUAAUGCAGUGCUCCAAACCCACAGACUAUUCAUCCAAGUAUUUACAAGAUGUGAAUUAUGACGGGACACUGUGCCACAGCAUCCAGUACAGAUCCGGAGACAAACGGUACAUGUUAGUUGGACCCAGAAUGAGUACAGGUUCUACUAUAGUCCCGGGCAGCAAAGGGAAUACUCUAGUGCUACCUGAACACAGAAGAGCUUCUGGAGAGGUAAGAAGUUGAAAAUGACCUUGCAUUUCGAAAUGUCAUUUUCUUUGAAAGCCUCUCAGGCUGAUAUUUAAUCGACCAAAAAGGGUUAUGUGGUAAUGUGUGAAGUCCUUUUUGUUUUUGAUUAAGCGAUGUGUUGGCUGCAACAUGAUCUCUCAGGACUGGUCGCUGUCCAUGUCAGUGGUGCUGAAACAAUGUUUAGUUCAACGUGCUGUUUGACUGGUGAAAGUUUGCCAAAACGUGAUAACAUAUAGGUAUAUAAAUGCUCGUUAAGUGGUUAUUUGAUUAUUCUUCAUUCUGUUUUCCUUGAGGCACCCUUGUUGCAUACAUGAGUAGCCAACAUGAUGUUCUAUGGUCGCAUGAACACAUAAUGAUUUGUUACGUGUAUUCAGACUUUUUUUAUACAACUUUUGCAGUCACGUUUAUUUAUCGAUUCAAGAUUCCAUUAGUCAGCUUCAAGAAUAGUGUAAUGUGAGGUAGAAUCGCAUGGUGUCAGUACCCAUCUAGAAAAACGCUACUGAUUGAAAUCAUUCUCGUCAUGCUUUUGAGUCCGCCCCCUUGCUUGUUUAGUUUCUUAUUCAGUCGCUGGAGGAAUACAGUCGUGAGCUUCGUGGGGAGAACAACAUUUAAAUUUUAUAUUCUGAAAACACUAUUGUAUAAUGUGCUUUGGCCAUAUCCGAAUUUAAUGGAUAGACAACUGUCACCAAUGGAGAAAUAGUGGAAGUGCAGUUGAUUAUUGUUAUUGAUCUUGAAAACAUGGAACAAAGAGGAUGCGUGGCAUGGUGGGAGCGACGACAAUGGGUCUUCUUGAUGGUUGCUUUGGUUCUCUUUUGGAGCGGGACUUCAGCUCAGAUAAGAUACUCCAUCUCUGAAGAGCUUAAGGAAGGAACUGUCGUGGGGAAUAUAGCUAAGGAUUUGGGAAUAGAUCUGAGCACGUUAAAGGAAAGGGGAUUUCGAAUCGUGUCUGGCUCGACCGAGCCCCUUUUCCAGGUAAACCAGAAUGACGGCAUCUUGUAUGUGAACCGAAAAAUAGACAGAGAGGAGAUGUGCGAACACAGCAGCCUGUGUUUAAUCAACCUGAAAACUGUUCUAGAGAACCCGCUGGAGAUCCAUUAUGUCGCAGUGGAGGUGUUAGAUGUUAACGACCAUUCUCCCAGCUUUCCAGAGAAAGAGAAACGGUUAGAGAUAUCAGAGUCUGCGUUACCGGGAGCGCGAUUUCAACUACAAGCAGCGCGCGACCCAGACGGUGGAAUAUAUUCUGUUCAACAGUAUAAACUCAGCCACAAUGAUAAUUUCCGUUUAGAAGUUAUGGACAGAGAUGAAGAUGGUAAAAUGCCUAUUCUAAAUCUACAGAAACCGCUAGAUAAAGAAUCUAAGAGGACCCAUAGAUUUCUGCUCACAGCUAUUGAUGGAGGUAAACCUCCUAGAUCUGGUACUAUAAACAUAAUUGUCGACGUUUUAGAUGUAAAUGAUAAUAUGCCAGUUUUCAACAAAGAGUCAUACUCUGUAAUACUGAAUGAAAAUUCCCCUAUUGGCACCACAGUUGUACAAGUAAACGCUACAGAUAUAGAUGAUGGUUUGAACGGUGAGGUUAUUUACUCCUUUGGUAAUAAUGUAAAUAGUAAGUUACGUAAGCUAUUUGAUGUUGACACUAAUACUGGUGAAGUAAUUGUGAAAGGACUGAUAGACUUUGAGGUAAAAGAUCGCUAUGAAAUUGAUAUACAGGCAUCUGACAGGGGAGCCGUUCCUCUGACAACUUACAAAAGCGUAAAAAUAAAAAUUGUUGACCUCAACGAUAAUGCACCUGAAAUAGAGGUGACAUCGUUUUCUAAGUCAAUCCCCGAAGAUUCCAGAUCCGGAACCACAGUCGCCCUUAUAAGUGUUAAUGAUUUAGACUCUGGUCUCAAUGGGAAAGUGAUCUGUUCUAUAAGUGAGGACGUCCCUUUUAAACUAGUGCCCUCUUUACAGGACAACAUGUACACUGUAGUGACCAAGUCACCACUGGAUAGAGAGAAAGUAUCUCAAUAUGAUUUUACAAUAGUUGCCAAAGACGAAGGCCAGCCUUCCUUGUCAUCUGUAAAGACUAUUAGUGUUGUUGUAUCAGAUGUGAAUGAUAACAGUCCAGAGUUUUCACUGAGUCCCUAUACUUUCUAUGUCACUGAGAAUAACGACCCAGGAGGCUCAGUAUUUUCAGUGAUGGCAUCAGAUCGUGACAUAAAUGAAAACGCACUUAUUUCAUAUCAUAUUCCGAGAGACAGUGGCGAGGAGAACAAAUGGGCAUCUUUUUUAAACAUAAACUCGGGAAAUGGGAACAUUUUGGCGCUAAAAAGCUUUGACUUUGAAAGGUUAAAAACAUUCAAAUUUCAAAUUGUAGCUACAGACUCUGGAACUCCAUCACAAAGCACUAACGUCACAGUCAAUGUGUUCAUUCUGGAUCAGAACGACAACGCUCCAGUGAUCAUGUAUCCAGUCAGCCCUAACGGUUCCGCUGAAGGUGUGGAAGAGAUUUCGCGCAAUGUGAAGGCAGGCCAUUUGGUGACUAAAGUGAGAGCCUAUGACGCUGAUGUAGGAUAUAACGGCUGGUUAUUAUUUUCACUGCAGGAAGUUACUGACCACAGUCUCUUUGCUUUGGACCGCUAUACAGGACAGAUAAGGACACUUCGGUCAUUCACAGAGACAGACGAGGCUGAGCAUAAACUGGUCAUACUGGUAAAAGACAAUGGGAACGUUUCACUCUCAGCAACAGCUACUGUGAUUAUCAACGUCGUGGAGCCCAAAGAGGCUUUUGCAGCUUCUGAUGUUAAAAGCUCAGUAAAAGACGAGGAGGAGAACAGCAUUACAUUUUAUUUGAUCAUUACUUUGGGGUCAGUUUCAACGCUUUUUCUCAUCAGUAUCAUCGUGUUGAUUGUAAUGCAGUGCUCCAAACCCACAGACUAUUCGUCCACGUAUGUACAAGAUACGAAUUACGACGGGACACUGUGCCACAGCAUCCAGUACAGAUCCGGAGACAAACGGUACAUGUUAGUUGGACCCAGAAUGAGUAUAGGUUCUACUAUUGUCCCAGGCAGCAAUGGAAAUACUCUAGUGCUACCCGAACACAGUAGACUUGCGUCUGGAGAGGUAAGAUUUUGA
This is a messenger RNA of Coregonus sp. 'balchen', 21743 nucleotides long. NCBI's taxonomy places the organism in Eukaryota, Metazoa, Chordata, Actinopteri, Salmoniformes, Salmonidae. The record is from the annotation of a GenBank genome assembly.